Messenger RNA from Anthostomella pinea, 1299 nucleotides. Lineage: Eukaryota; Fungi; Ascomycota; Sordariomycetes; Xylariales; Xylariaceae. The record is from the annotation of a GenBank genome assembly.
AUGUUCAGAACACCAUGGGUGUGCCGAGGUCGUAUCAAGGCACUGGCACGGCCAUUGAGCCGGCAGGUCCUCCGAUCAGCUAGCACUGAUGCGCCUAGCAGCAACCUUCCCCUGGUGCUGCUGCAACGCGCGCGCAACAUUGCGACCGAGCACGACCGGCUAUCGACUGCGCUCGAGACUGAAUUCGACACCAAGACAGCCAAGCGGGUGGGCGAGCUGUCACGCGUCGCAGCAGCCCUAAAAGAAUGGGAAUCAGCUCAGUCGUCCAUCGCCGAGCUCACAACGCUCCUGCAGUCGAAAGAUGAAGAGCUGCGCCAGCUGGCCCAAGACGAGCUUUCCUCAACGCACGCGAACCUCGACACACUAGCAAACGCCCUCUCUACAUCGCUCACCCCCCGCGAUCCCUUCGCCGACAUGCCAUGCCUCCUCGAGAUCCGCCCGGGUCCCGGCGGUAUGGAGGGCCGCUACUUCGCCGACGCCGUCUUCCGUAUGUACCGCCAGUACUGCUCCCGCAUGGGCCUGCGCGCGAAUGUCCUAAAAUAUGAGGUUGUUGACGGCGACGAGGCCAUGGGCGCCUCGAGCGAGUCCCCGUUGCAGGAAGCUGUGCUGGAAGUUCUAGACGCCGGCGCCUACGACACGUUCCGCGGCGAGGCGGGCAUGCACCGCGUCCAGCGCAUACCGUCGACCGAAAAGUCAGGCCGAGUGCAUACCAGCGCUGUCGCCGUAUGGGUCCUGCCCUCGUUCCCCGAGAAUGAUAGCGACAUGACGGCCCAGAACUUCAACGACCCCGACAGUCUUUUCUACGUCGACCCCAAGGAGGUCAAGGUAGAGAAGAUGCGCGCUGGAGGUGCCGGUGGCCAGCAUGUCAACAAGACAGAAAGCGCCAUCAGGCUCACCCACGAGCCGACCGGAAUCUCCGUAUCAAUGCAGGACUCGAGGUCUCAACAUCAGAACCGCGACUCUGCCUGGACACUGCUCAGGUCGCGGCUAGCCCAGAAGAAGAGGGAAGCGAGAGAAGAGGAGGCCUGGGCGCUGAGGAACAGCGUCUUAAGCAAGGACAAGAUCACCAGAGGUGACAAGAUCAGGACAUACAACUACAGUCAGGAUCGGUGUACAGACCACAGAAGCGGUCUGGAUGUGCACAACAUAGCCGACGUUCUUGCGGGCGGCGAGAACUUGGUCAAGGUCAUGGAGAGCACGAAAGAAUGGCUGGUUGGGAGAGCCAUCGAGGCUCUGUUGGCAGAAGAGGAAGCUGCUGCUGCCAUCGCAGCCAAGGAAGCGAAAAAGUCGAAGAGAUAA